Messenger RNA from Hyla sarda, 7758 nucleotides. RefSeq names its product periaxin (gene PRX). Gene Ontology annotation, biological process: peripheral nervous system myelin maintenance; regulation of RNA splicing. The record is from RefSeq and is a predicted model, not a curated record. Gene Ontology annotation, cellular component: nucleus; cytoplasm. The coding region runs from base 374 to 6910 and encodes 2178 amino acids. Lineage: Eukaryota; Metazoa; Chordata; Amphibia; Anura; Hylidae. The transcript is spliced from 7 exons. Gene Ontology annotation, molecular function: protein binding.
CUUCUCCCUAGCCUCUCCCUCUGGCAUUGAGUGUCAGCGUCCCAGUGACAGCUCACACACUUACUGGACCUUCUAGGAGCGAGCAGGCUUGGGGGGAACUGACAGGGGAACGGCAACGACACACUAAUAACCGGGUGCAGAGGAAGAAAGAAAAGAGAGUCAUGUGUCCAGUAAAGUAUCUGAACCUCCAGCAGUAAAAGAGAAGUUCAGUCCCCUGAAGCAGCGGUCUCCCCCUGCCAGCCGCCCCCACCUGUCCCCGGAGGAAAUCAAAGACGCAGAUCGAGCGGCACAGAAGGAAAAACUACACGCAGAGUUAAAGAAGGUUUUGCUACUGAAAGGGCAAAUAAACUCGGCAGAACAAGAGGAACCCAAGAUGGAGACUAAUGUGAAGAUCACAGAGGAGAAGCUAAGAGCUUCAGAGAUUGUGGAGGUGAUUGUAGAAACUGAGGCACAGGCGGGAAUGUCCGGCCUAAGCAUCUCGGGAGGAGGCAAAGAUGGACUCUUUGUUUCAGAUAUCCUCAAGGACUCCCCUGCUGCUAAAAACUUGUCUUUGCUUCAAGGGGACCAGAUUCUAAGUGCCAGAGUUUACUUUGAAAACAUUAAAUAUGAAGAUGCCUUGAAGAUCCUCCAGUAUGCAGAGCAAUAUAAAGUCUCCUACUGCCUCAAAAGGACAGUGCCGUCUAGUGAUGUUACCGUGUCUCCAAGCUCCGGGAGUGUGGAAGUAAAGGGCCCAAAAGCUAAGAUGCCAAAAAUGACUGUUAAAAGCCUGACAACCGUGAAGAAGAAAAAAAAGAAGGUUCCAGAUCAAGUUUCGGAAGCUUCCAUUGAAGCUGUGAAAGGUUCCGAAUUAUCUGCUGCCAGUUUGGACAUUCCCCCAGUAGAUGUUGAAUUUUCCUUCCCAAAGUUUUCCAAAAUCCUUAAAAGCAAGGGAGGAACAGAAGCCACUACUGGGACUAAAAUGAAAGAGAUUACUACCAAAGAAACCACCACAGAACAGAAAAGAGUAAAGAUGAAGUUCCCAAGACUUAGGGUCAAAGACGUAGCAGGGGCUGCUGGGGGAUUUUCUGUGGGCAUUUCUGAGGCUAAAGAUGUUUCGGGGAAAGCUCAAGAUGAGGUUAAAGAGAAAUCAGCGGCUCAAGUUGAUAUCACCAUCCCCAAAAUAAAGAAGCCAAAAGUUGAUGUUACAGUGGCCAAGCCAGACAUUAAAAUUGCGACACCAAAGGUUGGGAUUGCAGUACCGCAGGUUGGAAUUGACGCCAAAGAAGAGAAGGCUUUUACGACUCCUCAGGUGGAACUUGAUAUACCACUAGCAAUAAAAAAAAGUGAGACAGAAACUAUUAAAGCAACUGGCCUAGGUUCCUCAAUUAAGAUUCCAGAUGUUGAAAUUAAGAUGGGGGAAUCACCAGAAGCGCCUAAAAUAAGCAUUCCAUCUAUGUCAAAAGUAGGAAUCUGUACACCACAGCUAGAAAAAGAACAUGACCUUAAAGUUCAAGUUGAUGGAAGUCCGAAGACUGAAAUCAAAUUACCUUCAGUAGAAAUAGCAGCACCUAAAUUGGAUGUUGACUUAAGUUUACCAAAAGUUGAAGGUUCUGUAGAAGUGGAAACACCAGAUUCUACAAGUGGAGGCCUACAGAUCAAACUUCCGAAAUUCAGCAUGUUCACCAAAACUACAGAAUCUGCUAUGAAAGUAACUCCUCCACAAGUCAAAAAAGAUAUUAAGGGGAAAGUUUCUGAGGAUAAGGUAAAAGGGCCUUCUGUAAAAGCCCCACAUAUCGAAAUGUCUCUUCCUAAAGGGAAAAUUGAAGGAGAUAGUCCUGAUAGUCAAAAGAGAAGCUCCCUAAAGUUUCCAUCUAUAGAUAUCUCUGCUCCCAAAGUGGACUUGAAUCUAUCUAUGGAGUCAGAAGAUCUUUCUGUCGAACAUAUUCAGGUUCCAGAUGUGAGUUUUAAGAUGCCUAAAAUAAGUACUCCCAAGGCAGGCAUGAAAGUAAAAGAUGCCUAUGCUGGUACUCCAGCAAAAACAGAUGUGAAAACUGAGAAAUUUGAAGCAGAAAGUAUUAUAGGAAUUCCGGAUGUUUCACUUAAAAUGCCUAAAAUCGGUAUUCCUAAAUUGGGCUUAAAGAAUGAUGUGCAGGAGUUAGAGGUGGAGGCUGGAAAAAGUGAAGAUGAAGAACAUAAAUUUAAAGGUCCUAAACUGAAACUACCAAGUUUUGGAGGAUUGCUGGUUAAAGAGAAGUCUGAGGUAGACGGAUCAGAUUCUACAGAAGGAGAGGGGAAAUUAAAAUUUCCUUCAAUUAAGAUGCCUUCGGUUGACAUUUCUUUACCAAAAGUACAAGACAGUGAGCCAAGUAAACUGGAGGGCCCCAUUCCCACAGCUAAGAUAGAUAAAAAAGCAUUGGAAUUAGAGGGUACAGACUUGAAGUUCAAAAUGCCCAAAGUCUCCUUACCCAAGCUUGAUGUGACAACUAAACUGGGAAAACCUGACAUGUCUCCUCCAAAAAUAAAAGGUGACAAACUGAAAGAAGAUAAAAUAGUUGCUCUUGAUGUGGAUGUUUCUGUUCCCAAGACAAAAACUUUUGAUCUUAGUUUAACCUCACUAAAACACGAUUUAGGUAUUUCAGUGGAAAAGCCUAAAGCUGCAAUGAAGCUUCCGAGAGUAGAGUUGGAUUCAAUAGCCUUUGAUGGCCAGACUGGAGAUUCCAAAGUAGGUAUUCCUUCUAUUAAAAUGCCAGUUCUUGAGAUAGAUGCUCCAAGCCUUGAUGUCAACUUAAGCUUACCAAAGGUGAAAACUGAACAACUCGAGGCAUCUGUCGAAGACAAAGACAUUAAAUUGCAGAUGCCAAAGUUAAAUCUGCCUAAGCUGAGUGACGUAGCAAAAGAUAUGGCCAUUGAACUUGAUGUACCAAAGGUAACAGGCGACAUUUGUUCACCACACUUUACUACAGAAAUAAAGACUGGGGUGCAUACAGAAGAUACAGGUGUAAAGAUGAGCUUGCCAAAAGUUGAGAUUGGACUCGGAAAAUCCACAGAGCUCAGUGUUGGUGAAAUAAAAGAAAAGGCUGAAGUGAAACUUCCUAAAAUAAAACCAGAAAAGCCAGUUAUAGAGGAUGAAGAGGCAAAAAUAAAGUUUCCAUCAGUAAAACUUCCAUCUCUUGAGAUAGCUUCACCCCAAAUCCCUGAUGUAGACAUUGCUGCAGGCAUUUCCACAGUUGAAGCUGAUGUAUCUAGUAGAGAAGAUUUAGCAGCUGUCGUUUCUGGUGAUUCCAAAUGGAAAGCACCAAAGUUUUCUUUUCGUAAACUUGGUAUUUCUGGAUCCAAAGCGAAGAAAGGUGAAGGAGAAGUAAAAACAACAGAUGGAGAAGGAGACGCUGAAAUUGCAGUUAAAGGACCAAAAAUGAGAAUGCCAAAGUUUGGAAUUGUUUUUCCCAAAUCAAAGCAGGAUGUUGAAGGGGAAGAAGAUACAAAAGCUAGAAAAAAGAAGGUGGAUGCUUCUGCUGGUCAGGUAGAUUUAUCUUCUGAUGGAAAAGCAAAACAUCCAUCAGUUAAACUUCCAUCAGUUGAUAUCUCAGCUCCAAAGUUAGAGGUUGAUAUUGCACUUCCCAAAGGAGAUGCUUCUCCAGUUAUGGACAAAUCACCUGAGAUUAAUAUUGACGUUCCAGAUGUAAAGUUAAACCUUCCUAAAUUUUCCAUGCCAAAAUUUGGAAAAAGCAAAGCCAGUGAUGAAGAUGCAGACAUAGAGAAAGCUAAAGUUCGAGGUAAACUUCCCCCAUCUAAAGCAGCUAAAGCUGUUGAGGUUUCUGCUGAACUUGAUGUAAAGAGCACUGAAACCAAGGGGAGAGGCAGAGAGCUAAAAAUGAAAAUGCCUGCUAUCAAGAUGCCUUCAUUUGGAAUAUCAAGGAAAGAUACAGAUGUUUCUGAGACAAAACUUGAAGUAAGUUCACCAGAACAUAAAUCUAAGAAAGGUAAGACUGUAGCACAGGAAGCAAAAGUAUCUCUAGAGGCUGACGUUGGCAAUGGAGCAACCUCUUUUAUGAAAAUGCCCUCAUUUAAAAUGUCAUCUCCAAAAGUCAAGGCACCAGAAGUGGAUCUGGCUAUAAAAGGUUCAAAAGAGGAUCUUCAUAUGCCUGAUGUCCAUGUUAAACUCCCUGAGGUUGAGUUACCAUCUUUUGGACUAAAGAGUGAUCGAACAGCUGAAGUGUCGCUUUCAAAAGCAGAAGCCAAAAAAUCAGUGGGACCAAAAGAUUCUGACCUUCACCUUAGUGAUACAAUAAAAAUCCCUUUUCUUGAAAUAUCUGCACCUUCAGCUGCACCUGAUUUACAGAUUUCAGUCCCAUGUGUUAAACCAGACAUCUGUACAUCCAUCCCAAAGGUAGAGGUAGAUGUUUCUGAUGUAGACAUUAAAAGAUAUGAAGGAGACUUGAAAAUACCAAAGCUUCCAUCCAUUGGCAUUCCAGUUACAGAUGUCGAACUAGAUAUCGGUUUGCCUAAAGUAGGUUUAAGGCAUGAGGCUCAUAUUAGCAUGGAAAAAUCAUCUGCCAAAAUAAAGAUGCCAAAAGUUGAACUGCCUAAUCUUGAGGAAUUGGAAGCCAAGGUAGACAUUGGUGGCAUUAAAGCUAAAGACGUUGAAUCUGAAGGAAAAAUUAAAGGGUCUAAGAUAAAAAUGCCACAUUUAGAUAUUUCGCUUCCAAAAGUAAAAUCAGAUGAAGAAGAUAUACCAUUUAUUGAAGGUGAAUCUAAAGUACAAGGUUUAAGGGCUGACGUAAGUACCACUGAAGGAACUUUCAGUUUGCCAUCUGUAGAGCUCCCCAAAAUGUCCACUCCCAAAAUAAGAGCUCCAGAACUGGAACUAGAUAUUAGCCUGAACAAGGAUGACUUGAGAGUGAGUGAUUUGUCUAGGUCACUCAAGACAGAAUCAAGUGGUUCUGAAAGUGAACAACAUGAAUUAAAGCUCAAGAUGCCAAAAAUAAAGAUGCCUAAAUUUGGUGGCUCCAUGGCAGGAGUAGAGGAAGGAACUGUUAAAGCAGAUGUUAAGGCUUCCAAAACAGAAGACAGUUCUGAAUCAGGAAUCAUGGGCUUUAAAAUAAAGAUGCCCAAGCUCCAAGUAGGAUCUCUCAAAGGGAAAGGAGGGAAGGACAGAGAGUUAGAAAGUGACCAUAAAGUGGCGUUGAAAGGUGAUGUGAAGGUCUCAGAUCACGAAGAUUCUGACAAUGGCCGCACUUUCAAGAUCAAAAUGCCAUCAAUUGGGAUAUCAAAAGGGACUACAGAAGCUAGCACCGAACCUUUGCAUCCUUCUGAAGAGAGUGCAGAGUUAAAGUUUAAAAUGCCAAAAGUUACUAUACCUGAUGUUGGGUUUUCAGGAGGUGAAGGCAAAACAGUAGAGGCUUCCUUGGAAAGUAGUCAUACUGAUGCAGUAAGCAAGGUAAAAAGUAUCACAUCAUCAAAUCUGGAAGAGCUAGAAUUAGAUGUAGGGCUGAAAAUGCCAAAAAUUAAGAUGCCAACAAUUGGUCUAACAGGUCGAAAGGGAGAUGAUGACAUGGAAAUAUAUCUUGAGGAAGAAUCUGAGGGAAAGAAGCCAUUGUUCAAGAUGCCAGAUGUGGAACUGUCAACUCCAAAGAUUAAAGCACAUGGUGAAUAUGAAGUAGAUGGAGCAAAACUGGAUCACAGGCUAUCAAAGGACUUAGAAGGAGCUGAUGCUGCAAAGAAGAGCAGUAAACUCAAGGCCGAAUACAAACAGGACACAGAUGAAGAAGAUGCUGAAAUGAAAUACAAAGUAAAACUGCCAAAAUUUGCAGUCAGUUUACCAAAAGUUGCCCCUGGAGAUGUAGAACUUUCUCCCCCCAAAUUAAAGUCAGAGACAAAAGAAAGUGAGAUCACUGUGAAAGGCGUACGUUCUGAACACGAGUCAGCUCAGCAUGAAGGGAGGAGGAUGAAGAAGAAUAUUUUUUCUUUGAGCAAAACCAAGGACAAGAGUGCAGGUCUCAUAUCUGAUGCAGAUUCCAGUCUAGAAUAUGAGGGUCCAGAUGUAAAAAUUAAGUUACCAAAAAUAAAAAUGAAACCUUCUUUUGGUCGAUCAAAGGGCAAAGGUAAAGGCUCUGAAGUGAAUGGAGAAGAAGAAACUGAUGCAGACUCAAGUGAUGUCACAGCUAAGUCUUCAAAGAUCAAGUUCCCCAGAUUAGGGUUUUCCUCAUCCAAGGGGAUUUCUGGGGAAGUAAAUAUAAAUGGAACCUCUGGCCAUGUGAAUGGAGAGACUGAGGUAUCUACUCAGAAUGGAUCUCAAGAUGGUGUUGUAAAAGUUGGAAAACUUAAGUUUCCUAAGGUUGAAUUUUCAUCACCAUACAAGGGAAAAGAAAUAGACUCUGAAAUGAAUCUAAGAUUGGUCAAGACAGAAGAUCCUGAAUCCAAAGAUGAAGGCACAGAGAGCUCUUUGUCCUCUAAAUUUAAGUCUCCUAAAAUCGCUUUCUCUGGUUUCAAGAAAAAGGAUAAGGGUGAAGAUCACAUAAUAACCUCAUCUGCAAGAACCGAGAUGGCAACAAUGGAGGGUGACUCAAAGUCAGGGAUGGGUCGGCUAUCUCUCGGAUUUCUCUCAAAUAGAUCGAAGGGGGAAUACACAGUGGACAAUAGUGGAAUACAGAAAGACAAUGAAGGGGACACUAGUAAAGACAAGUCAACAAAGUAUAAGAUUCCGAAGUUAUCACUGAACUCAAAAAUAGGAUCAGAAGGGGAAUCAAGUAAAGAGAUAAAAAAAGAAGGCUCUCAAGAAAGUUUCAACAUAAGUCUGCCGCAGGUGAGCUUUACUACAUAUCAAGAAGAUGAAAUCACAAAAGAGGAAGAAACAAGCCUGGGAUUCAUAAAAGUUACAACUACAAAACAAAUCAAAACAGAGACUGUAACAGAGAAGACUCUGGCCAUAUAAUACAUGUGUUAGUCAAGGACUUUAUUUGCCAUCUACCCUAAAACCUUGCAGGCUGCAUGUUCCAAAGUAAUCUCUAUACUCUAAUCUCUCCUGCACCUCAGUGACUACAGUGGUGGUCCUCCAAUACUGUCUCAAUGGAAGUUACCAUACGUGUCUGUUUUAAUCCUUUUAAAUUGAUGUGUUUAUUAUUUAACACAUGACAUACCAGGGUUCUUAGAAGAAACGUAGAAAUGUAGAUGACAUAUGGCGUUUGCUUCAUGCCAUAUAUUGUGGACUCUUGAAUAAAUACCGUUGUGAGUAGAGUUGUAGUUGACAUCCAGGGGAUCUACCAUUGUACACUUUCCCCCAAAAAUUAGAACAAGACUGGUCACUUAAUGUUUGGUUUUGAUGAUGGAAACAUUUAAAGACUAUUCAAAGGUUCAGUAACGUCAGUAACGGCUACUUCAAUGUCUUAUCCAUAAGAGGUGAUUCAACUAUCAUACUGUGUAUUAUACAUGUGUAGCCAGAGUACAGUACAACAGUUAGUGUCCCCCCAUUUCUUAGGGUUCCCACUGAUUAGUUGAGGAACCUUUUUUGUAUACCUAGUCAGUUUUGUCUAGUCACUGCUACAGCCCCCAAAACUUUUUUUAAAUGUAUUUAAUAUUCACAUUUCUAUAUGUAACACGAGGGAGAAACUUAUUUUAUAGAUUUCAAUAUGGAUAAAAACACUGUGUGUGGACAGCUCUCUCCCUCGUGUUUCCAGCACCAACGCACGGGCUAGCCAGCAGCGUCCUUGGACCGGAUCAACGGUAUAACAAAGGAAUGUCCAUUGCCAAGUGCAGUAAAACGACAGGUACUUUAUUGUAGGA